AUGGCACUCCCGCUCACCUUGCUUGCCUUCGGGCUCGGCGCCGCUGCGCACUCCGGCAUGAGCAACAUCAAGAAUGUGGUCGUGUUGGUGCAAGAGAACCGCUCCUUCGACACCCUUGCCGGUGGCUUAACCUACAACCCCAACAUUGACGGUCUGGUUAACAGAUCAUACUGCAAUCCGGCCAAUGUGUCCGUGGCGAAUUCCCACCCGGUUUGCGCGGCUGGCACCGCCAAGAAUAUCGCCAAAGAUGACCCCGAUCACAGCAUCACGGGCGGGAACAUGCAGGUUUUUGGUAACUACCAUCCUGCUCCUAAUGCCGAGUCCUCCAUGAACGGCUUUGUCACCGAACAGAGUGCCUACUACGACCUGGAGGGCAAAAUGAUGGAGGCUGCCGAGGUGAUCAACUACUACCAGCCCGACAUGGUGCCCGUCACCAAUGCAAUGGCGGAGAACUUUGUGCUGUUCGACCGCUGGUUCGCCUCGAUUCCCGGACCGACAGACCCCAACCGUGCGUAUUUGACGUCAGGUACUUCACAUGGACACGGCACCAACGACGAGGAUUUCUAUGAUUCCAAGCUACCCCAGAAGUCAAUCUUCCAGCAGUUGUCUGAGAACAACAUCAGCUGGAUCAACUACCAAAACACCACAAACUUGGGGAGCUCGAGUUUCCUACCCGAUUCAUUGUUCUAUGAAUGGACCCAUAAGUCUGGCAAGGGAAAGACGAAUGUCUUGCCUAUUGACCGUUUCUAUGAGGAUGCCAAAGCAGGAAAGCUACCGCAGUUUACUUGGAUCAACCCGGAGUGCUGUGACUACAUGUCUAUGCACCCCAAAUCCCCGAUCAACAUGGGCGAGAACUUCAUGAAGGGGAUCUAUGAGGCCAUUCGCAACUCGCCGCAGUGGAAAGAUACUCUGUUCAUUGUGACGUGGGACGAACACGGAGGCUUUGCAGACCAUGUUCCUCCGCCGACUGGAGUGCCUCCUGGCGACAACCUGCCUUACGUCGAACAAGCCCCCGAUGGCAAGAAUUACACCUUCCACUUUGAUCGCCUGGGCAUUCGCGUGCCCACUAUGUUGAUUUCUCCAUGGGUCGAGAAGGGCGUAGUUCAGAACAAGCCCAGCUCAGGGGAGAACGAGUUCACCCACACCUCCAUUCUCAAGUUUGUUUCCGAGCUUUGGGGUCUGGAGACCCUGACUCCACGCGUGGAUUGGUCGCCCUCCUUCAGCAAUUUGAUCACCAACACUUUCCGUCAUGAUGCGCCGGAAAAGCUCCCCAAUGCGGCCGGCUAUUAG
This is a messenger RNA of Penicillium lagena, 1290 nucleotides long. RefSeq names its product putative phosphatidylglycerol specific phospholipase. Gene Ontology annotation, molecular function: hydrolase activity, acting on ester bonds. NCBI's taxonomy places the organism in Eukaryota, Fungi, Ascomycota, Eurotiomycetes, Eurotiales, Aspergillaceae. The coding region runs from base 1 to 1290 and encodes 429 amino acids. The transcript has 2 exons. The record is from RefSeq and is a predicted model, not a curated record. Gene Ontology annotation, biological process: phospholipid catabolic process.